Molecule: messenger RNA, 1084 nt
Organism: Helicoverpa armigera (cotton bollworm)
Lineage: Eukaryota; Metazoa; Arthropoda; Insecta; Lepidoptera; Noctuidae
Product: aldo-keto reductase AKR2E4
Exons: 6
Coding region: 1-981 (326 amino acids)
Cellular component (GO): cytosol
Molecular function (GO): aldose reductase (NADPH) activity
Source: RefSeq, a predicted model, not a curated record
AUGGGUUCGUUCGUGGAUGUACCGAAGCUGGCGUUGUUAGAUGGACGGAAGAUGCCAGCCAUUGGUCUUGGCACCUAUCUAGGGUUUGAUAAGAAUGGUGUAGUUACCUCAAAAAACAAGGAGCUACGUGACGUUGUGAUGGAUGCUAUAGACAUGGGCUACAGGCACUUCGAUACUGCUUCUAUAUAUAAUACUGAAGCUGAAGUAGGAGAGGGUAUUAAUAUGAAGAUAGAUGAGGGCGUUGUGAGGAGGGAAGAUGUGUUUGUUACUACUAAGCUGUGGAACACCCAUCACAAACGAGAGCAGGUAGCUGUAGCCAUGAGGGAAACCCUGAACCAGACUGGCAUGGACUACGUAGAUCUGUACCUGAUGCACUGGCCUAUUGGGCUCAAUGAAGACUACUCUCACUCUGACGUGGACUUCAUGGAGACUUGGCGAGGAAUGGAAGACAUGUACCGACUGGGCUUUGCCAAGUCUCUCGGCGUGUCCAACUUCAAUAAGCAGCAACUGCAAAGAGUGCUCGAUGAGGGGACUGUGAAGCCUGUCGCUUUGCAGGUUGAGGUACACCCCCAAAUAAUACAAGAAGAACUAAUAAACUUCUGCAAAUCAGAAGACAUAGUGGUGAUGGGCUACAGUCCCUUCGGCUCCCUGGUGAUGAGGUACGGCAUGCAGUUCCCAGGACCUAAGAUGGAUGACCCGGUUCUUGUUGACAUAGCUCAGAAGUAUGGCAAGACUACUGCUCAAGUCGUUUUGAGAUGGCUGGUCGACAGAAACGUAGUGCCAAUCCCAAAAUCGGUGAAUCCAAAACGCCUCGCUGAAAACAUCAACAUAUUCGAUUUCCACUUAGAACAACACGAAAUCGAGAAGAUCAAUCAAUUCGAUUCUCAUACUCGAUUCACUCUGCCAUCGUUUUGGCAGUCACAUCCUUAUUAUCCUUUUGAGCAAGUGAAAGAUCCUAUUGCUGAUCCUUUUAGGGGUUAGAAAUUGCUUAAUUUAGGGAAUGGUUCAUAUUGGACGGAACAUGCAUCGUUUAUUUUCGGUCGUGUAACGCCAUCUGACAAAUAUACGAUAUUUAAAACAUUCA